Messenger RNA from Asparagus officinalis (garden asparagus), 4778 nucleotides. Its product is annotated as protein CHROMATIN REMODELING 20. NCBI's taxonomy places the organism in Eukaryota, Viridiplantae, Streptophyta, Magnoliopsida, Asparagales, Asparagaceae. The record is from RefSeq and is a predicted model, not a curated record. Gene Ontology annotation, cellular component: nucleus. Gene Ontology annotation, molecular function: ATP hydrolysis activity; ATP-dependent chromatin remodeler activity; ATP binding. The transcript has 26 exons.
UUCUUUCUCACUCACAUCCGACCCAUCUCAGGGAAGCAUCGCUCCAUCAUCAGCCGAAGCCGCGACUAUGCUCGAUGACGUCUAAAAUCCCGUCGACGGGAGGUCGCCGGGGGCUUCAAUGACGGAAAAUAUCACCGACGAACUUGUCAGGGGCAUUUUAAAGUCAAAGUGUCGAAAUAUGGAGGAGCCUAAAGACGAGGUUGAGGAUGUAGGAAAAAAGGAGCAUGAAAAGUAUGCUGCAGUGACAGAAAUGGAGGGAUCACAGAAUACUGAGGAGGUUACUGAUGAAUCUGACGGCGAAGAAUCGUCCGUUUCGGGAAGUGACGAUCAAACAAUCAACGAGGUUCCUCUUACUGAUGCUGAGAUUGAGGGACUAGUUGCUGAAUUGCUUGAAGUUGAAAGUAAGGCAGCAGAGGCGCAAGAGUCCCUUGAGAAGGAGUCAAUAGCACGAGUUGAAUGUGAAGUGAGGGAAGAAUUGGCACAGAAUCUUCACGGCGAUGCAUUGGAAAUGGCUGUGUCAACUGAGAUGAAAACAUUCAUAGAGGAGUGGGAGGCUGUGCUUGAUGAUUUGGAGACUCAGAGUUCUCUACUGUUGGAACAACUUGAUGGGGCUGGUAUUGAGCUCCCUACUCUCUACAAGUGGAUUGAAACUCAGGCUCCUGAUGUUUGUUCUACUGAAGCUUGGAAAAAAAGGGCACACUGGGUAGGUUCACAGGUUACUAGCGAGCUGACUCAAUCUGUAAGAGAUGCUGAAAAUUACCUCCAAAGUUGCCACCCCGUAAGGAGAAAACAUGGUAAACUGUUGGAGGAAGGUGCUAGUGGGUUUCUAACAAAAAAGCUUUCUAUUGAAGAUAAGCACAAUAUAAAGGAAAAUCCUGACAAAGAUUGGGGUCCCUUCAAUGAGAUUGUUCAAUCUGGUAGAUGCUCAGACAACAAUUCAUUUGGUAGCAAAAAUUGGGCAUCAGUGUACUUGGCAAAUACUCCCCAAGAAGCCGCAGACUUGGGGAUAACACUACCUGGAAUUGAUGAGGUAGAGGAGAUUGAUGAAAUAGACUGCAAUUUUAGUAAUCCAUUCUAUGCUGACGCAGUAGCAAAAGAAAAAGAAGCAGAUCUUUCAAAAGAGCAGAAAACAAACUUCUGUUAGGUGCGAGAAGAGGAUGACGCAAGCCUUACAAUGAAAUUGCAGCGUCGUUUAAAGCGGCAGAGGCAGAGAAGCCUGAAACAGGAAGCAAAUGAGAAAGGGAUAUUUAAUGAAGUCUUUCUAAAGGAAUGUUCACAAACACAUGUAGAUGAUGCAGCCAAUACUGACAAUGGCAACAAUCUUGCUGAUAGUUCGAAGGCUAAUAUAUUGGUUUCUGAUGGGAUUGAGAAGCAGAACCCCAAUGUGAAUGACAGUUGCAAGCGCUCACAUGAUGGUGAUGAUAUGGAAGCUGAUAAUAAAAAGUGUAGAACUGUUGUGAUAGACAGUGACGAUGAAGUUCAACUGGUGAACCUUGCCUCAGAUGAUUGUCAUGUACCAAAUCGUGAUGCACAUUUACCACCUAAAGGCAAAGUAGUUGACAUCAUAGAUGUUGAUAUUCUUCCUUCACCAUGUUUAAGCAACCAAAAAUUGUGCAGAAGGGGUGACGAGAGAAAUUUUCAUUGUACUGCUUGUUAUGAAUCACUGAGAGCCUCAGAAGUUCGUCGACAUCCAUUACUUCAAGUCAUUGUUUGUGAAACUUGUAGUCUUCUGCUGGAAGAAAGGAUGAAUCAGAAGAACUUAGCAGAUUUCUGCCAAUGGUGUGGGAAGUGUAAUGAUCUAUUAAGCUGUAACUCAUGUGAGAUGCUAUUCUGCACAAUAUGCAUAUCAAGGAAUCUUGGUGAAGAAUGCUUAUUACAAGCUAAAGCAUCAGGUUGGCAAUGUGUUUGCUGUUCACCAGUUCUACUUAACAAGCUUGCUUUGGAGUGUGAAAAUGCUUUUGGAGGGUCGGUUGUUUCCAGUUCUGACAGUGAUAUUGAUCUCACCGAUGCCACUGAUAAUCAAAGCAAUAGGAGGAGACGGAAGAAGAGAAUUAGAAGAAUACUUGAUGAUGCUGAACUGGGAGAAGAAACUAAGCAAAAGAUUGCAAUGGAAAAGGCUCGGCAAGAACAUCUCAAGUCAAUGCAAGUACAGUCUGCUAGCAAAUCAUCAUGUAUUAAUAUUUCAAGCCUCAGUGGAAAUGUAGCAUGCGUAACAAAGGAUAUGAUGGGUGAUCCGGCUGAAGGUUAUAUAGUAAACGUAGCUAGGGAGGAACACGAAGAGCCUGUCAAAAUUCCUCCUAGUAUUUCUAGAAACUUGAAGCCUCAUCAGGUUGCAGGUGUAAGAUUUAUGUGGGAAAAUAUUAUACAGUCUGUAAGAAAGGUGAAAUCAGGGGAUAAAGGUCUUGGAUGCAUUUUGGCCCAUAUGAUGGGUCUUGGCAAAACUUUUCAGGUUAUCACAUUUUUGUACACUGCCAUGAGGACAGUUAAUUUAGGAUUAAAAACCGCACUUAUUGUUACACCUGUGAAUGUACUUCACAACUGGAAAUAUGAAUUCUUAAAGUGGAAACCCGUCGAGUUGAAACCUCUUCGCAUCUUAUUGUUGGAAGAUGUUCCCAGGGAUCAAAGAGCAUUUUAUCUAGCAAAGUGGAGAGAUAAAGGUGGGAUCCUUUUGAUAGGCUAUUCUGCUUUCCGGAGCUUGUCACUUGGAAGGCAUGUGAAGGACAGGAACACCGCAAAUGAAAUUUGUCAUGCACUUCAGUAUGGACCUGAUAUACUUGUUUGUGAUGAGGCACAUAUGAUCAAGAAUGCGAAGGCUGAUAUCACUUAUGCACUGAAACAAGUAAAGACACAGAGAAGAAUUGCUUUGACUGGAUCACCCUUGCAGAACAACCUAAUGGAAUAUUACUGUAUGGUUGAUUUUGUACGAGAAGGAUUCCUAGGGAGUAGCCUUGAAUUCAGAAACCGCUUCCAGAACCCCAUAGAGAAUGGACAGCACACUAAUUCUACUGCAGAGGAUGUAAAACUCAUGAAUGAAAGAUCACACAUUCUAUAUGAACAAUUGAAAGGUUUUGUACAACGGAUGGACAUGAAUGUGGUUAAAAAUGAUUUACCUCCUAAAACUGUUUUUGUGAUUACUGUAAAGCUUUCUUCAUUGCAAAGGAAGAUGUACAGAAAGUGUUUAGAAGAGAGAGGGUUAACGGGUGACAAAGUUUCUUCCGAAAAGACAAGAUGUUUCUUUGCUUGUUACCAGACACUGUCACAGAUACUUAACCAUCCUGGUCUUCUGCAAAUGGCCAAAGAACAUAGAUAUAACUUGAAGCGGGAAGAUGCUGUAGAGAACUUUCUUGUGGAUGACAGCUCUAGUGAUGAUAAUAUAGAAAAUGGUGACUUAUUUAAUGGAGAGAAAGAGGGGACCAAGCAGGAUGCGAUGCCAAGAAAAAGUAACGGCAUCUUCAGUCAUGAGGAAGUUGACUGGUGGGAAGAGAUUAUUGAUGGAAAGAUAUAUGAUGAAGCUAGUCAUAGUGGUAAAAUGGUGUUGCUACUUGAUAUCCUUUCUAUGAGUUCAGAAGCAGGAGACAAGGCACUAGUUUUCAGUCAAAGCUUGACAACCCUGGAUAUGAUAGAGCAGUUUCUUUCCAGAUUACCACGGAAAGGAAUUGAGGAUAAGUAUUGGAGGCAAGGAAAGGAUUGGUAUAGGAUAGAUGGAAGUACAGAUGGUUCUGAAAGGCAGAAACUUGUGGAAAGAUUUAAUGAGCCUACAAACAGGAGAGUGAAAUGCACGUUAAUUUCAACAAGGGCAGGAUCUUUGGGCAUUAACCUUCAUGCUGCUAACCGUGUUAUCCUAGUCGAUGGUUCUUGGAAUCCAACCUAUGACCUGCAAGCUAUUUUCCGGGCUUGGAGAUAUGGGCAAAACAAGCCUGUUUAUGCUUACCGCUUAAUGUCACAUCGAACUAUGGAGGAGAAGAUAUAUAAGAGACAGGUUACAAAGGAAGGACUUGCAGCAAGGGUAGUGGAUAGACAACAGAUUUACAGAACUAUGUCUAAAGAGGAAAUACGGCAUCUUUUUGAAUUUGGUAAUGAAGAAGCUACUGACAUGCUUAAUCAUAGCCAAGAAAAUGUUGCAUCAUCCAGUCAAGUGAAAAAUAUGUCAUUGCCUUACUCUAGCAGCACCAGCCCAUCUGACAAGAUCAUGGAAAGUUUACUCAGAAAACAUUCAAGCUGGAUUGCUAGCUACCAUGAACAUGAGACCCUCCUCCAAGAGAACGAAGCGGAGAGGCUGACAAAAGAGGAGCAAGACAAGGCCUGGAAGAGUUUUCAGCAAUCUCUCGAGUGGGAGGAGGUGUAUAGGACAACUACCUUUGAUGACCAUGAAAGAAAGCCAGUUACUCAAAAAGCAGCUCCAUCAGCAAGCACUGCACCUCAACUAACCAAAUUAACUUCCAAAAGUAGACCAUGUCAUCAAAGAAAGUGCAACAAUCUCGCCCACAUGCUAACACUUAGGAGCCAAAACAUUAAAUCUGGCCAAAGUACUACCUGUGGAGAAUGCUCACAGGAGAUCAGCUGGGAGAACCUUAACCGAGAUGUGAAGUCUAGGUGAGGCUCGUAGGCCUAUCUUUGUAUCUAUAUGUAAUUCUGUUUUUGUUCUGUAAAUAUUAUUGUUGGUAUAGUCUGAUUUCAUAUAGCAAAUGUAGAUUCCUCUCCAAGGAAAUGAACCUGAGCAGAAGAGGCUAAUAUUGUUCACCAAUUUAUAAGUCAAUGAAAUUCAUAUAUCGGACUGA